UGACCAGGCGGGGGCGGUGCUGAGCAGAUCCGGAGGCGCAGGCGCACUUGUGGCCUCGCGUCCGCCGCGUCCGGGGUUGACGUUUCCCAGUGGAGGCGGGGACAGACGGUCUGCAGAUGGCCCCGCUCCCGGGGGCAGAGCUGGUCCAGAGGCCCCUGCAGCUCUACCGAUACCUGCUGCGCUGUUGCCGACAGUUGCCCACCAAGGGCAUGCAGGAGCAUUACAAACACGCUGUCAGGCAGAGUUUCCGGGUUCAUUCAGAUGAAGACAAUCCUGAGAGAAUCCAGCAGAUUAUUAAAAGAGCCAUUGAAGAUGCCGACUGGAUCAUGAACAAAUAUAAAAAACAAAACUGAGGCUCAGAGUGGAGCUGUCCUGAAGACUUCACUGCUCCUGGAACUAAUCAGCAGCAGCAGUUCCGGACCAUCCAUCGGUCUCGUUGGUGAGAGAGCAGGAACUCAGCAACAGAAGAAGCUGACAUUUGCUCAGACGGCUCUUCUCGCCAUGUUCGUGUCUCCAGUGACCUUUAUCUUUGCUUUUCCAGCUGGUGUGAUGUGAGAUUUGGGGAGAAUGUGUUUCUUCACUUUGCUGUGGAAGUGAUUCAUUUAUUCUGGACGUCAUUCUUUGAGACCCGGAGUGGGCGUCCCCUCGGAUGGCAGCCUGUGUAGAGGACAGGGCAUGGAUUUCAGAACCAGACAGAGCUGGAUUUGAAUCCCAGCUCAGUGGAUUUUCAAGGGUGUUGACUUUGAGCUCGGUUUCCUCCCUUGUGAGAAUUAAAUAAGAUGAAGCCAAAGAGCCUAUCACA
Molecule: messenger RNA, 802 nt
Organism: Phyllostomus discolor (pale spear-nosed bat)
Lineage: Eukaryota; Metazoa; Chordata; Mammalia; Chiroptera; Phyllostomidae
Gene: LYRM9
Product: LYR motif containing 9
Exons: 4
Coding region: 117-353 (78 amino acids)
Source: RefSeq, a predicted model, not a curated record